AUGUCCGCUAUUAAAGAAUUAUUUGGUACUACAACAGCCAAUGUAGAUAGUCAGAAAAAUAAGAAUCAAAAUAUAUCAAAAUUAUUUUCUGCAAAUUUGAUUUCCACUAAUGAACUUAUGGAUAAAAUUUCUAAAGAAAAAAAACAACAACCCACAAUCAAAAUAGAUGAGCAAUUAAAAGAAAAUGAUGAUAAUGAAGAAUCUAAAGAAGACGAAGCUGAAUCAGGUGAAAUAAAAAAUCCAGAAGAAGAAGAAAAAGAAGAAAUUAAAGAAAAUAUUCAAAAGAAAAAGAAAAAGAAACUUUCAGAUGAGAAUGAUAAUUUGGAAGGUGAAUAUAUUGCAAAACUAAUGAAAAACAACACUGAUUUAACUGAGACUGAUAAUACAGAAAAAGAAGGUAAAGAAUCUGAUCAGGAAAAGAGUGAAAAAGAAACUGAGUCCAGUGUUUCUACAAUUGACCCGGUUACUGAGAAAACUAAAAGAAUAGAUUUGAAGGAAAAAGAAUUAGAAAAAGCUGAAAGAACUUUAUUUGUUGGUAAUAUCCCAAUUUCUAUUUUGAAAGAUAAAAAGUUAGAAAAAAAAUUCAAAAAAUUCUUUUCUAAUUUUGAAUUUUUAAACACUAAUGAAGGUGAUGUGUUGGAGGCAAAUGACACCGAUAAUGCCACAAAAUACAAAAUCGAAAGUUUUAGAUUUAGAUCAGUAGCUCUUAAUGAACCCUUACCAAGGAAAGUAGCUAUAUCUCAACUAAAACUAGAUGAAAAAAGGGAUUCUGUUAACAGUUAUAUUGUCUAUAAUUCUCCUAAAAUUAUAGGUCCGUUAUGUAAGUAUUUAAAUGGUAGUGUCUUUGAAAACCAUCACUUGCGUGUUGACUCAGUAAGUCACCCAACCACACAUGACAAGAAAAGGUCUGUUUUUGUGGGAAAUUUGGAUUUUGAAGAAGUGGAAGAAAGUUUAUGGAAACAUUUCGGUGCUACUAACCAUAAUUCCAAGCCUUUGAAUAUAGAAUAUGUUAGAAUUAUUAGAGAUCCGAAAACAAAUAUGGGUAAAGGUUUUGCUUAUGUACAGUUUAAAGAUACAAACGAUGUUUCUAAAGCUUUAUUAUUAAAUGGUAAGCCCAUAUCGAGUACGGUUGCGUCGAAACCACGGGUUUUACGUAUUUCAAGAUGUAAGAACAUGGAUAAAAAGGGUAAAAGACAACAAAAUACCAAUGACAUUGCUAACAAAAAGUUAAAUAACCAACAAAGGUCAAAAUUGGGUAGAGCCAAAAAGAUUUUGGGCAAAUCAGAUAAGGCUACUGCUGGUGGUAUUACUAUUGAAGGUGAAAGAUCCGUGAAAGGGAAAGGUACUCCAGGCAGUAUAUUGGGUAAGAGAAAAAGAAAGCCGAGAUCCAAAGAUGGUAGAGCUGCUAAACGUUCUUUGGCCUAUAAAAAGAAAUUAAACAGUCAAGAAUAG
This is a messenger RNA of Saccharomycodes ludwigii, 1452 nucleotides long. It is a transcript of the gene NOP12, whose product is annotated as rRNA-processing protein NOP12. The record is from RefSeq and is a predicted model, not a curated record. NCBI's taxonomy places the organism in Eukaryota, Fungi, Ascomycota, Saccharomycetes, Saccharomycodales, Saccharomycodaceae. The transcript has a single exon. Gene Ontology annotation, molecular function: RNA binding. The coding region runs from base 1 to 1452 and encodes 483 amino acids.